Molecule: messenger RNA, 1882 nt
Organism: Phyllopteryx taeniolatus (common seadragon)
Lineage: Eukaryota; Metazoa; Chordata; Actinopteri; Syngnathiformes; Syngnathidae
Product: N-acetyllactosaminide beta-1,3-N-acetylglucosaminyltransferase 2-like
Exons: 2
Coding region: 191-1588 (465 amino acids)
Cellular component (GO): membrane
Molecular function (GO): hexosyltransferase activity
Source: RefSeq, a predicted model, not a curated record
AGGCUGUCAUUAGUCCACAGACAAAAUGAUUUCAAUAUUAUUUCAGCGAGAAUGACCGAUCGAACUGAGUUUUCUUUUUUACAGGGAAUUGAGGCACAAUUGUAGUCAUCACUACAGCAUGGGAUACUAAUCGCUCCUCAUCAGAGGUUUUCAGUAAAAGAAAAAAACUCUUGGGCCAAAAAAGAGUAGAAUGGCACGGUUCCACUGUCAGUGGCAGAGAGUCCUCAUCUGUGUGUGCAGCACAUGCAUCUGCCUGGUCCUUCUCUUUGUCUUCCUUGGCGUCAUGGUGUGUUCACACAUGAAUAAGGCGGCACCGCAGGCGACCAUUGAUGCGUUGCAUUCUCCAAAAAGUCAUCAUUUUGUGGCCUUUGGAAGUUUUAAAAGUAAGAACUUUGCCUCCCUGCCUAAAACUUUCUGGAGGCUCAAUGAAGACUCUUUCUGGAACCAACUCCAGGUGGCCAUUGACCGCCAUUUUAACCCCAUCCUGAAUGCCCAAAAUGCUGUCAUGGCCUUUAAGAAUAAGGACAUUUAUGAUUCUGUUCUGAGGCUAAGCUUCUUGGCGGUUACUAACUCUGACUCCAUGAGGAGGAAAUUUGAGCAGCUACCACAGCAGAUGCAAGACUUUGUGAGCCGCAUGAAUCAUAGAAACUACCCAGUCAUCAUGCACUCUACAAAUGCAACCUGUGGAGCAGGAGCAGCCAAUGAGAAGGAACCACCGCUGCUUCUCCUCGCCAUCAAGUCGACCGAGGUGAACUUCAAGAACCGUCAGGCCAUCCGACAGACCUGGGGCCAAGUGGGCUGGGUGGCCACACACAGAAAGAACAGUAAGAGAAAACAGGAGAUUGGAGGAUAUAUCCGGCGGGUGUUCCUGAUAGGCAAAGAGAACCCCCAAGACUCUGGAGGGGAUGUAGCUGAGUUGCUGCGGAUGGAGGGUCAAAAUUACGGUGACAUUGUACAGUGGAACUUCAGCGACACUUUUUUCAACCUCACCUUGAAGGACGUUCUCUUCUGGAAGUGGUUCUCGGGCCACUGCGGCCAGACUCGCUUUGUAUUCAAGGGUGACGACGACGUUUUUGUCAACACGCCAAACAUGAUCGCCUACCUCCACGACGAGCUAGAGAGGCCUCAUGCAGAACACGCCAUGAAUGAAUUCAUGGUUGGCGACGUCAUCAGUGCAGCGUUUCCCAAUCGAGUGAACCAGUCCAAGUACUUCGUGCCAGACAGCUUCUACAAUGGACUCUAUCCCACCUAUGCAGGUGGCGGAGGAGUGUUGUACUCAGGCCAGAUGGCAAAACGUCUACAUGAACUUUCUGGAAGAGUUCACCUCUUCCCAAUAGACGAUGUUUUUGUUGGGAUGUGCAUGGCUCGGCUGAACGUGUACCCCAUCCACCACCCUGGCUUCCUCACGUUUGACUUCCCUGACAACGAAGAGCAGGAGCCGUGUGCAUACCACACGAUCCUCUUGGUCCAUAAACGAAGCCCAAUGCAGCUAAUUGAACUGUGGGAUAGCGUGUCAAAGACACAGAAUGAGUGUUGGCAUGUGCCACUGAGGGUUUCUGACAAGAAGUCAAACCCAACAAAAGUUUAGUUUACUACUACUUGCAGCACGAUCUUUGAGGGGGAGUAAAAAAGUAAUGACCCCAAUUUUCCUCUAGUACAUAUAUAUACAUACAUAUAUAUACAUAUAUAUAUAUAUAUAUAUAUAUAUACAUAUAUAUACAUAUCCAUCCAUCCAUCCAUUUUCUGAGCCGCUUCUCCUCACUACGGUCGCGGGCGUGCUGGAGCCUAUCCCAGCUGUCAUCGGGCAGGAGGCGGGGUACAACCUGAACUGGUUGUCAGCCAAUCGCAGGGCACAUACAAACAAACAACCAUUCGCACUCAC